AUGCGCAACACGCUCAUCUUUGCCGGCAACUCGUGCCCAGUUCUCACGGGCCAGAUUUGUGCGAACCUGGGCAUGACGCCUGCCGACGCGGAGCUGACUCAAUUCUCCAAUGGCGAGACCAGCGUCAGGAUCCUGACGAGUGUUCGUGAAAAAGACGUCUUCGUCGUCCAGUCGGGCAGCCCUCGGAUCAACGACUCCAUCAUGGAACUGCUUAUCAUGAUAUCCGCAUGCAAAGGCGGCUCGGCAAACAAAGUAACAGCCGUUCUGCCAUACUUUCCAUAUAGCCGCCAGUCAAAGAAGAAGUCGCACAGGGGUGCGAUAACUGCGCGCAUGCUCGCCAAUUUGUUGGGCGUUGCCGGCGUGAAGCAUGUCAUCACGGUCGAUCUCCACGCUUCGCAGAUGCAGGGCUUUUUCAAGUGUCCCGUGGACAACCUGCAUGCCGAGCCUAUCAUUGCCCAGUGGAUUCGACGUAAUGUUGUCAACUGGCGGGAGGCCGUGGUGGUGUCCAAAAACGCGGGUGGUACGAAGCGAGUGACUUCGCUUGCCGAUGCCCUCAAACUCAACUUUGGCAUGGUCACGACGGACCGGAAGCGCGGGACAAACAUGACUGCAAGCAUGAUCAUGAGCCACCUGGAUGCCGUCGAGCAGAAGCCCGUGAUCGAGCGACCCGUCGACAGCACCACAGCCGACUCGGGCCGAAUGAUGAGGGAGCGGACAGAAGGGCGGGAAGCCAGCCCGCCGCCGCCGAAGACGAGAACCAUUGCGGACGCCACUGGCUCGCCAACGCGGCGCGCCGAGGGCUCCUUGAGGACGUCAAGCAAAUCAUCAGCCGCGGCCGAGUCGGAUGCGACGCCGCCGCGGCGAUCUCCCGAUGUGCCGGCAUCCAGCGAUCAAGAUUAUGACGAUCGCCGAGCACAAGAGGUCAUUCAUGGUCGGCUCGUGCAAGGCCGCAUUGUCGAAGAUGAUUUUCCCUCUCCUGCCAGGUCAACGACCGACAACAGCAUCCCAGACGACGACCCUAUGGCCAUGUCUCACGCUUCGUCAUUCUUUGUGCCUGAGCGGCAGUCGCUCGGGGGAGGUGGAGAUCCAGCUGCCAGCUCCGACGAGGAGGACAACGCCUUUCAGAACCCAAAGGCGGAGCACAUGAUUACUCUCGUGGGCAACGUGCGAAACCGGACAGUCUUUAUAGUCGAUGAUAUGAUCGACAAGCCUGGUUCUUGGAUCGCCGCGGCCGAAACGGUUGUGAAAAAGGGCUUGGCCAAGAAGGUGUACUGCAUUGCGACUCACGGCGUCUUUGGAGGAGACUGCCUGGAGCAACUGCAGGCAUGCGAGUGCAUUGACACCAUCGUCGUUACCAACAGCUUCCCCAUCAACCAGGACAAGGCGAAGAACAUCAGCAAGCUGGUGAUCCUUGACCUCUCCUUUCUCCUGGCCGAGGCCAUCCGCCGCAACCAUUAUGGCGAGUCUAUAUCCCCGCUGUUUCAGCACACAGGAGACUAA
This is a messenger RNA of Purpureocillium lilacinum, 1500 nucleotides long. RefSeq lists its product as uncharacterized. NCBI's taxonomy places the organism in Eukaryota, Fungi, Ascomycota, Sordariomycetes, Hypocreales, Ophiocordycipitaceae. Gene Ontology annotation, molecular function: ribose phosphate diphosphokinase activity; magnesium ion binding. The record is from RefSeq and is a predicted model, not a curated record. Gene Ontology annotation, cellular component: ribose phosphate diphosphokinase complex; cytoplasm. Gene Ontology annotation, biological process: ribonucleoside monophosphate biosynthetic process; 5-phosphoribose 1-diphosphate biosynthetic process; purine nucleotide biosynthetic process.